This is a messenger RNA of Cephus cinctus (wheat stem sawfly), 2668 nucleotides long. Its product is annotated as tektin-4. The coding region runs from base 978 to 2513 and encodes 511 amino acids. Lineage: Eukaryota; Metazoa; Arthropoda; Insecta; Hymenoptera; Cephidae. The record is from RefSeq and is a predicted model, not a curated record. The transcript has 8 exons. Gene Ontology annotation, biological process: cilium movement involved in cell motility; cilium assembly. Gene Ontology annotation, cellular component: microtubule cytoskeleton; nucleus.
UUGGAAAAAAAAUGUGAAAAUCCUACACAGUUUAUCCAAGUCCUACCCCAUGAGUAGAACCCUUGCUGAAAUACGCCCCUGAGUUAAGCUCAGCACGCAUCAUAAAACUGCGUUUACACGAGCUAAUGGUUCGCUACGCUCAGUAACACGGUAGACGGAAUCCUCUUUCUCCCUAUCAUCUCGACGACCCUCCUCGCGACUGACGAAGGGUUUUCAAGGGCUCAAAAACUCUAAAUGGCAUCCCCGUCCUCCCGGCAAUAUCCUCACGAGCAUCCAGCCGACAUCAGACUUAUGGCGAAUGCAGUAUAAAAAAGAAGAAAAAAAAUAGUCCAUGCCAUUUGGCACAUGGAUUCAAGGAGGACCACUUCAAUAUGAAAGUGACGAUUCCCAUCUCGUAAUCUGCAAAGUCUCGGAUAAAUCCAAGUCCAGUACGACGAAUUUACUCUGGCUGCUGAAUGAUCGUGGUGUCCCUGUGUAUUUUACUGAUCCUCGUCGUUCGCCUGAACAAACUUCGAGAGGCCACCUGACCAUCCGUCGGGCACGUCGGCGAGUUCGGUCACGUCUAUUUCUCCACGUCGAUCCGACGGUUCGCUUGUGACCAGCCACCGUAUGAAUUCACACUGACCUCAACUAGCCAUUCCACCUAGUUGAUGUUAGGGUCAAUUAGCUAUAGGCAAACAGGAGAAACGGAUGUAAACUGCUUUGGAGUUGUGUAAACGAAAUCCUGGAAAUUAGGACAUGUGGUGAAGUUGGAAUAACUAGAGGAUUAAAUGAUUAUUAUAGUGAACUUGAGUAAAGACAAUUGAAUAUUACUUUUUUUUUAUGGAGGAUACUUCAGGGGACUGAUCCUCGUGUCUGAUGUUAGAAAAUUAAGGGCGAAAGUGGAUAGAACUUCCUACUGGAAGGUUGGGAUCAAUAAACACCUUGUUUGAUUUCACUAGGUUGCAGUUACUGGUGUCACUGUUCAGAUUGUUAAUAUGCUGCAGAGAACAUUUUUGGAUGAAAGAUCCAGGAUGACGGUUCCUGGAAGAGCUGUAUAUAGUCCCUGUAUUCCCAGUGGGAUGGAGGAAAUUCCAAAGAGUCCCAUCACAGAAUCUGCAGAGGCAAAACCCUGCCCUGCAUUGGAUGCUGUUAAAAGAAUCAGUGAGUCCGAUGAGCAACCACCAUAUUUCCCGCAACCGGGCGAUGAUCUACCAACGAAAGCUGAGGGUCCAAUGGGCCCAAUUGGUCCCUGGGCAACUGGUAGAAUGAGUUUUAGACCCACAGCUGGUAUUACAGGCAUUCGGCCGGUUGUAGAUCGGUAUUCGGUUACACGAUUUAGUCCUGCAGAAUGGCGAGCACAUAACAAGACAUUUUUUGAUCAAUCGAAUGAAAAGAUUCAUGAAGCACGGCAAUCCACAGUCAAUGCCAAAGAAUGUAUGGAGCGGGUUCACAAGGAGACAGACAAAAAUCAGUUGGAAAAUCGUGAUCGUCUCAGUACAAGAUCAGGUGUGGUUUAUCAGUGGAAAACAGAAUUAGAACGUGGAAUUCAUGAGAUGAGGGAAGAAAUUGAACUUUUAGAAAAAGAACGUCGUAGAUUAAAACAAUCCUUAGUAGUAUUAACAAUUCCGGAAUCGAUAGCUGGUGAAUUUCUGCAACUUCGUUCAACGAGGCUCGAACCUGACUUGGUGCGCGAUCAAGUCGAGGAGGAACUGAUCAAGGAGGUAGCUCUGUGUUCCGAAAUAAGAAUUCUCUUAAUUAGAACACGAGAGCAAAUAGAGGAGCAGGCAGUGGAAUUAAAAGCGGCAAAGAAUCGAAUGGAAUUUGAUUGGACGGACAAGAAGGAUGCCUAUGAAGUAGAUACAGCCUGUAUAGGCCUGACAAAUGAUUCUCCAUUAAUUCUUUGGAAACCCGGAGCUACGAGAGUCCCAUCCGAGCAGUCUACUGCAUCUGGCUACGAACAGUUUACACGGGAAGCUCUGGCCGCAGGACAAACGGCUAGGCAGACGUCAGUCAAUUUGAGGUCGACACUGGACUCCAUUUUAUCGAAUUCUAUACGUGAUCUUCGUGAACAAGCUAAUCGAGUGGAUAUUGCCCUGGCAGAAAAAAUCAGUUUGACAGAACAAGUCUGUCAACAUCUAGAGAAGGAACUGCUUAAGUGCCUUCACGAGUUGGCAAGUAUUGAGGAUCUUAUUGAGAAUCUUCGGGCAUCAACUCAGAAACUAGAUUAUGGGAUGAAAGUCGCUCAGACGAGAUUAGAUUACAGACUCCUUAGACGGAAUGUAGAGAGCUGCAGGGACGAGCCGCAAUACGGACUUAUAGAGGAAGUCAAGACUCUAGGGGAUAACGUAUCUGCUAUGCAGGCACAGUUGAGAAGAGCGGAAGACGCUCAGGCAGGAUUGGUCAAAGCCAGGAGCGACUUGGAAAGAGAAAUAGUGGUGAAGAGGAAGAGUCUCUACAUAGACAGAGAGCGGGGACAAUGGCUACGUUCAUUUUAUCCAUCCGCUGCAGCUCUAUCCGGAUAUCAAAAUUGAAUUAUUUAUUUAUUACUGUUUACACUAAUUUUUGUAUUCGUGUUAUAAUUUUUAUUUUUUUAUUGUAACUUUUUUUUUGUAUGACCUUUUGCCUUUGUUAGUCCUUUAUAUUAUACUCGAUUUUGUAGCAUAUUGUUUUCUAAUAAAUAUUCCUC